Messenger RNA from Strongylocentrotus purpuratus (purple sea urchin), 1743 nucleotides. Its product is annotated as calmodulin. Bases 275 to 805 code for a protein of 176 amino acids. Lineage: Eukaryota; Metazoa; Echinodermata; Echinoidea; Camarodonta; Strongylocentrotidae. The transcript is spliced from 6 exons. The record is from RefSeq and is a predicted model, not a curated record. Gene Ontology annotation, molecular function: calcium ion binding. Gene Ontology annotation, cellular component: myosin II complex.
CUGGUACAUCUUUUCUUUUUCUCUGGAUCAAGUAUCUUUAUAAAUUUAGAAGGGUUUUGUUGAGGUUAUGCUGAUCAUGACGACGGACUUCAGCUACAGUUAUCACAGACUUGUCUUAUAGUAUUGGUUGAUCUUAACCAAACUCCUCUAUCUACACUACAUUCGCAUAAAACAUCUGAAAAUCUUUGUUUGUCGGGCAAAGACUACCUUUGACUGUGGUACCAAAGCACCAGAGUUUAUUGUUUGAAGAUUUCAACUCUGCCAAGUAUCUGAAAUGGCUGAACAUUUCACAGAUGAAGAAAUAGAAGAUUUCAAGAAUGCCUUCCAACUCCUGGACAGGGAGGAGAAUGGCUUGAUCCCAUUCAAGAAGAUCGGAUUCCUACUCCGUUCUGUGGGUGAGAACCCUACCGAUUCUAAGAUGAAUGAGAUCAUCAACGAUCUCCACGACGCCAAUGGUUUCGUGCGUGGCCGUUGGAUCGACUUCACUGACUUUCUCCUCAUCAUGUCGGAGAUAAGAAAUGAAGAUGAGAAAAACAUCAUCGCCGAUGUAUUUAGAGUCUUUGAUAAGGAAAAUACAGGAAUCAUGAAGAAAGACGAACUUCGAAUGGUUCUCGAAGUUUUGAAAGAUGACGUCAUCCAAGAGGAUAUCCCCGAGAUGCUUGCCGAUUUGGAUCUCGAUGACAAUGGUGAUAUAUCCUUCGAAGAACUAGCUGCUGUCAUGGACUUUAACAAGAAAUCGGCGAAUGCACAUGAAUCAAGCAGUGAGACGGGAUCAUCCACCCAGGAGGCUGGAACAAGUAAUUAGUAGCGAACGAAACUAUGCAAACGUGUACAUCAUGCUCCACCACGCGUGUCUUCCUCAGUUUUUGAUAAUUUCGUGGUUUUUCGGUCAUUAUUGUACUGACAACAAUACAACUGACAUGUUGUGGGAACAUUGCAACCCAGAUCGUCAUGAAAGGAAACCUAACGAUUGUGAGUAUUUCCUUCUGACUGAAAUAAACUCACAUUGACGAGACUUUGUGGAUAAGUGUUCAAAUUGGUGAUGGAAAUGUAUCUUUUGUCUAUUUUCAUCUAUUUCAAGAACGACGAAAUCAAAAUACGUGGCGUUAUAAUCGAGUUUGUAUCUGUAUUAAAUGAAUCAAUGUUUAAGAAAGAACACUGCUAUAUUCCACUGGAUGCUUUUCAAAUUGUAGAUAAUAUAACGACAAGUUAAGCUGUCUAAGCGUAACAAAAUACUUUGAAUUUUAAUCUAUGCUUGGUGUAUAUAAUAUUAUACGCGCUGUCAAUUCCUUUUAAUACAUGCGGGUAUGCCUUUUAUUUAAGUAAAUGGCUUCGCGAUGUAAACUUGUAUCGCCAAAAUGAAUACAAAUUUUGAUUUUGAAAACUGAUACAAAAAUCUGCUAUUAUCAAGUACAUAAUUAUGAUUGACCUGUCUCAAGAAGUGUAAAUCUUUUUUUUGUCGAACAUAAUGAUGCGUAAUCUUGAGCUCCGAAAUAAUGUCUAAGGAAACAUUAGCGAAAAGAUAAUUCUUCGAAAUAAAUUGAAUGUUACUUUAAUGUUAAGCUCCCUGAAGAUUACCUCAUUUUUUUCUUUAACAUCAGACCGAGAGAAGGCUGAAUAAUCUUUACGUUACACCAACUUGCCGAAAUUCGGUCGGGUUUUCAAUCGGUUUGAAGUCGGUUUGGCGAUGUGACUGAAGUGUUAGAUAAUCUGGUUGCUUUGGUGUUACAGACUGUGUGUUAA